AUGUUGGAUGCUCCGGCGGCGUCAACUCCCACCUCUGCGGCCCAUCGUACGCGUCGUCGCCCGCUCGCUCCCCGCUCGCUUUCUAUAGUCACCACACAACCCCACCAGGAGAAUGCUGGGCCCGUCUCUACUGUCUCCGACGACGCUGCUCCCCCCGCCGACCCCCCCUCCAUGUCGUCCUUCCCGCCCUCCCUCACGGCGACCACCACCCAGAGUCAACCGCCUCCGCCUCAAGCAGAACCUCCAGGACAACCGUCCCGAUCGCUUCAGCGACCGCUGCCCCCGGCCCUGCACUUGACCACCACCGGCGCCGCCAUCGCCCCGUCGCCGCGCCUCGCGACCACGACCACCCCCGUGGCCUCCUCGACCGCCGGGCCGCAGCCGAGUCCAACGGGGGCCGGUGCACCACACGAUGAGCACAGUCACGCCCCCAGGGUUCCCUUGCCGUCGCCGCCCCCAACCGCCGGAUCGGGACCGCGCUCUUCGCGAGACCAGCUCGUCCACGGGGAGCAGGGUGCGCACCCGCCGGCCGCAUUGUCGUUGACAUCCCCGGUUCCCACCCCGACCCCGGGCGAGAUGAGUGUCGACACAUCGAGAUUGCCCUCGCAUCCAGCCUCUCAUCACGCCCCGACCGAGUCCCCCCGGAGCAUGUUCCUUCCCACACCGUCGGCGCAUCAUCCGGCUCCGGCCCCCUCGGUCCCCGGCUACCCGUCCGUCCCCGCGGUGGACGCGGAGUUCUAUGCCCUCUCCUCGCAACGGUUGAGCGUCUACUCGCAGCACCGAAACCGGUCGGCGGGUGGUGACAUGUCGUCCAAAGUGGUCGAAAACCCGCGACUCCAUCUCCUGCAAAAUGCCUGUGGCUAUGGCGACACGCUCUACAUGGCCAUCCACCAGAUCUACUGCAUCCACAGUAUCGCCCCCGCCCUGUUCUACCAGAUCCCGGGCUUCUCCACCCCGCAGGCCGACGGCUUGACCAUCCUCCGACAGCUUCUGGUCGACAACCAGCGCCUGUCGCCCGACUUCCUGCAGUGGGUGAUGAACUUCCCCGCCCCCGUCAGCAUCCUGAUGCACUCGCCCGUCUACCGGCUGGCCUUGGACCAGGCUGCCCAGUGCCUAGCGCGCUUGACCGAACAGUGGCCCGCCUUUGACCUGCGCAUCCGCAGUCGCGACUAUCCGCCGCUGGCCGACGAACUCCUGAUCGUCUUUGGCAUGGCCUCCCGCACCCUCCAGAACGUCGUCUUCUUGGCCAUGGCCCGCCGACUGCCCGUGCUCCGCCCGGAGGCCGACCUGGAGGCCAUCUGGGAACGGGACGUCGGCCACCAAAACCGACGCUCCGCGCAGCUGGUCACCCAGGCUCAGAUGCGCUGGGAGAAUGAACAGAUCAUUCAUGCCUACCAGUCGGUGCCGCCCCUUCCGCCCGCCGAGUCGCCCGGGCCUCUGAUCGCCGGCCCCGGCCGACGCCCUUCGAGCCGACGCCCCUCGACGCACACCCCGGGGGGGAGUGUGAGCCCUCAUCUGCGGGUCGCCGUACAGCGCGCCCCAGGCGGCGAGCCACAACCUCCCGGAUCGCCCGCCCGUGCCUUCCACCCGCAGAGCUAUCGGCACCCGGCCCCCGUCUCCCACGCGGCGGCGGCGUCACCCCGCAUGGCCACAUUCGCGCCCUCGGCCGGCGGUCCCCCAGCGAUGCGGCCGCCGUCGCGGGGGGUCGCGUCCCCGACGACCAUUGUGGCCCCGUCCUCCCCGCACGGAUGGGCCGGCCAGCCGCAGCCCCGGAUCGAGCGGCGCGCCGACGGGACGGCGGCCGUCACGACGUGGUCGGGCCGGGCCCGGAUGCCGCCGCCCUUUCCCCACCAGCUGUCUCGCGCCUCCGCACCGCCGGUCUAUCCUCCCCUGCUCCCGCCGCCGGGGGUGAUCCCACCCGCUACGUCCCGCACCAACCCGUUCCGCCACGCCCUGCACCAGGCCCACCUUCGGGACCCGUACAGCCGGAUCGUGGUGCGCGGGCUGGACGGCGAAGAGGGCGAGGGCGAGCUCUUCCCCCACCUGUCCGCGUUCUCGGUGGGCCCGACGCCCCUCGGCCCGAAGCAGUGCGCCUUCGCGUGGGAGUUCACUCUGUCCCCCGCGGACUGCCAGCGGUUCCCGCAAUUUCUGGGGACGCCCGUCGGGCAGCGCCCCUCGCGGAUCGUGCGGGAUGGCAGCCAGAUCUACCGACUGCGCUGCAUCCGGGUGAGCCCAUCGACCACUGCCGUCAGCCCGUCCGCGUGGAGCGUGGCAGACGCCAUCUGGCCGAGCCUGGCUUACAUCUUCGUCAACGGGGCCGAGCUCUCCUUCCGCCGCAAGCUCCACCACGGCAAAGACCUACCCCAGGAGAUCACGAGGCACCUGCGCCCGGGGACCAACACCGUCACCCUGCAUCUGAUCCGCAACGCGGCCGAGUCCAAGGACCAGUUCUACGCCGCCGCGGUGGAGGUCCUCGACAUCACCUCGUUCACGCAAACCAUCCGACUUGCCGCCUUGCUUCCCGCCGGCCAGUGCCGCGAGCGGAUCCGCCAACGACUCCACCCGGCCGCACGGGACGACGACGACGUGAGCAUCGUCAGCGAGGAGCUCACCGUCAGCCUAGUCGAUCCCUUCACGGCGCGGAUCUUCGACCGUCCCGUGCGGGGCCAGCGCUGCGCCCACCAAGAGUGUUUCGACCACGACACGUGGAUCCGCACCCGCGCCGCCAAGUCAGACCGACAGGCCUUGAAGGACGACUGGAAGUGUCCCAUCUGCGGCCGCGACGCCCGACCUCAAAACCUGGUGAUCGAUGGCUUCUUGUGCGAGGUGCGCAACAUCCUGGCAGCGACCAACCGCCUGGAAGGCGCGCGGGCCAUCCAGGUCAAAUCAGACGGCAGUUGGACCCUGAAGGACGAAGCUGACCGCCCGGCGCCGCAGCACGGGGGAGCCGGUCCCGACGUGUCCCGUGGGCCCCCAAAGCGCAAGUCGAUUUGCGUGGACGAUCGACCUGCAUCCUUGACCCAGCGGCCGAAGAUAGAACAGGCCCGCUCUCAAACUCAGAUUCAGACUAUGGGCGAUGCGCGCAGUCCCUCCGUGGAGGUUAUCUCUCUGGAUUAG
This is a messenger RNA of Aspergillus candidus, 3117 nucleotides long. Its product is annotated as MIZ zinc finger domain protein. Lineage: Eukaryota; Fungi; Ascomycota; Eurotiomycetes; Eurotiales; Aspergillaceae. The record is from RefSeq and is a predicted model, not a curated record. The transcript has a single exon. Gene Ontology annotation, molecular function: SUMO ligase activity; metal ion binding. Bases 1 to 3117 code for a protein of 1038 amino acids. Gene Ontology annotation, biological process: protein sumoylation.